AUGCGCUCGGCCUCCACGCCCAUGCGCCAGCCCAUCCAUCUCCCUCCGCCUCCGCUCUCCCGCGGCGUCCCUGAAAACGUGUCAGCGCUCGCCGCAAAGAACGCGCCCCCUUCCGUUCCCGCGGGGCACCUGCUGCACCGGACGUACCACUUCAGCUACGUGCGGCGGACGUUCGAGAAGAAGGCGGAGAACUACGGGGCGCAGAUCAAGCGGAUCGCGGCCGUGGCGACGGUCGAGGAGUUCUGGGGCGUGUACACGCACCUGCAGCGCGUGAGCAAGCUCCCGCCCAUGACCGACUACUACCUCUUCCAGGAGGGCGUGCAGCCGAUGUGGGAGGACGACGCCAACAAGCGCGGCGGCCGCCUUCUCCUCCGCGUCCAGAAGCACGCCAGCCCACGCGCGUUCGAGGACCUCUGCCUCGCCGUCAUCGGAGAGCAGUUCGACACGGAUGACAUCUGCGGCAUCGCGUGCAGCGUCCGCUUCCAAGAGAAUUACCUCAGCAUCUGGGUCAGGGACGCGAAGAACAAGCCCGCCAUCGCCGCCGUCGAGAACAAGGCGCGUGGCAUCCUCAAGCUGCCCGCGGCCUGCGU
This is a messenger RNA of Chondrus crispus (carragheen), 590 nucleotides long. RefSeq names its product Translation initiation factor eIF4, subunit E, type 2. The annotation marks the transcript as partial. Gene Ontology annotation, molecular function: RNA 7-methylguanosine cap binding; translation initiation factor activity. The record is from RefSeq and is a predicted model, not a curated record. The transcript has 3 exons. NCBI's taxonomy places the organism in Eukaryota, Rhodophyta, Florideophyceae, Gigartinales, Gigartinaceae. Gene Ontology annotation, biological process: translational initiation. Gene Ontology annotation, cellular component: eukaryotic translation initiation factor 4F complex.